Messenger RNA from Spizellomyces punctatus DAOM BR117, 1759 nucleotides. RefSeq lists its product as uncharacterized. Gene Ontology annotation, biological process: polyphosphate catabolic process. Gene Ontology annotation, molecular function: endopolyphosphatase activity; exopolyphosphatase activity. The record is from RefSeq and is a predicted model, not a curated record. Gene Ontology annotation, cellular component: fungal-type vacuole. The coding region runs from base 95 to 1525 and encodes 476 amino acids. Lineage: Eukaryota; Fungi; Chytridiomycota; Chytridiomycetes; Spizellomycetales; Spizellomycetaceae. The transcript is spliced from 3 exons.
CCUACGGGCUAUAAGAGGGACCACACUGCCUCCUUUCCCCUUCUCAUCAUUCAAUACCCAAUUCUGUGUCUUUUCUCUUCUUGAUCAUCAACAAAUGCCCAACAAAAAAAGCCAUUCAAAGAUUGCCUGCAUGGUCGCAGCACUUGCGCUUGCUGGACCGACUGCUGCCUUGCCAGCUGCGGAUUUCGGCUCGCUGCAAAAGACCAUCAAGUGUCUCGGUGCCAGCGCAUAUAAUGGGCCUUACCUUGCGCCCAUUCAAUGGCCCAAAUGGACAACUGGCUUGAAUGGCAAAUUUAUGCACAUCUCGGAUAUCCACAUUGAUGAACUCUACAAGGAAGGUACCGACCCCGCUGGUACCAUGUGUCACCGCCCAAGUGCUACCAACGCUGCAUUGAACGUUGCUGGAAAAUACGGUACUUUAUCCAGUAUCUGCGAUACCCCUCAAGUGAUGUUAGAUGCCACUUUCGACUGGAUCAAACAAAAUACCGCCGAUGUUGACUUUAUUCUGUAUACUGGUGAUUCUGCCCGUCAUGACCGUGACAAAACAGUCCCUCGUCAACACUCUGAGGUGUUGAAUGAGCACAAGAUUGUUGUUGAUAAAGUUAUAAGUGCUUUUGAUACCUCCAAAACCAAGUUUAUUCCUACUUUUGGUAAUAACGACGAACUUGAUUACAACAAAAUGGCUCCUGUUACCGACCCGAUUAUCGCCAACCUUACCCAGAUCUGGGCACCCUACAAACUUGGCUUGGACGAAAAUCAGGACUGGCUCAACGGCGGCUACUUUGCCUACGAAGUCAAACCCGGUCUCGUGGUUUUGAACUUGAACAGUAUGCUUUUGUUCGCCUCCAAUGUCCUGACCAAGGACUGUGUAGUCGACGGCAGCGCGGGUGCUGGCAUGCUCACAUGGUUGCGCAACCAGCUUUCUCAGCUUCGCAGUGCCGGUAAAAAAGCAUAUGUCAUGCAGCACAUCCCCCCAUUGGACCACUCUGGUAAAAAACUCUACUACCCAACUUGCCACACCGACUAUACCAACAUCCUCGGAUCAUUCUCGGACGUUAUACUUGGAUCGUUCUACGGACACACAAACAAGGAUUACAUUUCGUAUGUGUACACAAACAAUACUAGCUCGCCUCAAGACGGCCCCUUCUUCAUUUCGACAGUUACCGACACUGUCCCCAGCAUCGACUUUGACAACACUUGCAUUCUGCACGUGAGCUCGCAAGGCCCUAGUAUCAUUGGUGAAAACAACCCUGCUAUCCGUGUUUACUCCUACGACACGAGUCGUUUCGCUUUUGGAGGCCUUGUUAAAUGGACCCAAUACUGGUCUGACCUAGUGAGAGAUAACACCGAAGACAAGGUUACGUAUGAGUUGGAAUAUACAACUCAGCAAGCGUACGGUCUCUGGAACCUUUCGCCUCUCAGCUGGACGCUCGUGCUUCAAGACUGGGCGAAGAACUCGACUUCCUACCGGGACUAUCUCAAAUAUCGCUUCGUGCAGAACCCCAACCCCGUCCUCAAGGGCUAAUUAUAAGCAAGAAAUAAAAAGGAAGUAACUAAUAACUCUCUAAAGGCGAAAAAUACAAAACCGUAAGAUUUAAAAUGAGCUUCGUCGCCUAAUGCAAAAAAACCCUAUUAUGCUCGCACCCAUUAUCAAUAUUUAAAAAUAACAAUCUGAACCUAUUGAUAAAUUAAGCUAGAUAAAAAAUAAUAGUAUAGAGAGCAAUAUCUUUAAUAAAAAAACCUCGUCUGCAUUCCUCGA